Messenger RNA from Danaus chrysippus (African queen), 2898 nucleotides. Lineage: Eukaryota; Metazoa; Arthropoda; Insecta; Lepidoptera; Nymphalidae. The record is from the annotation of a GenBank genome assembly.
AUGCGCAUUCGUCGCGUCGCAGCACUUAUAAUUAUUGCGUUCAGUCGACCGGCCUCAUGUAAUCUCGAACAAACGGAGUUAUACGUAGGCAAAAUGAGUGUUGAAAAUCCAGCCAGUGAUGAUGGUGAUUCAGGAAAAGUAAAUGGAAAUAAAAGUGAACACGUGAACGGCAUUCAAAACGGAUACAGCAGCUCCGAGAAGCACAAAAGCAGCCACAAAUCAUCCAGUAAAGAUAAACAUCGCGACAAAGAACGUGACCACAAAAGCUCGAAACAUAGCAGCAGUUCAAGCAGAGACAAAGAUAAGGAUCGUCAUUCGAGCAGUAAAAAUCAUAGCAGCUCCCACAAGUCAUCCAGUAAAGACAAAGAACGGGAUAGGGAUCACAGAGACGACAAACAUAAGGAUAGAGAAAGAUCUGACAAAGAUAGGGACAGGCACAAGAGCGACAAGGACAGACAUAGGGAUAGGAGCGAGAAGGAUAGAGAUAGAAGUGAAAAAGACAAACAUAAGUCCAGUAACGGCGAGAAGAAGUCUUCAAAGGAACAUUCAUCCUCAUCAAGGGACAAAGAUAAAUCAAAGGAUGCAGACAAACAGAGGGACCACGAUAAAGACAGAAGUUACAAAGAAAAACAUAGAAGCGACAAAGACAGACACUCCAGCUCGAAAGAGAAACACAGUUCCAGUAAAAGUAAGGAAAAAAGUAGCUCUGAAAAAAAUGACAAAGUCAAAUUGGAAGAGGAUUAUCAAAAUUCAUCGGUGAAACAGGAAUACAUGGAGGUUGAUGAGCCAGCAGUUAAGAGGGAAAUGAAAUCUGAAAGCGAUGAUGGCUAUGGUGCGAUGAUGGCUAUGGCUCAUAAUACAACUGUUUCAUCGUGUGACUACUCACUGUCACAGUUCAAAGAUGAACCUUUGUCGGAAAUGCCCCUUGAAGAAGAUAGUGCAUCAGGCGGAGAGGAAGAUGUACCACUGUUAGAGCGUAAGGCAAUCAAGAAAAGGGCUAUUAGUGAGAGUGAAGAAGACACACCGCUGUUACAACGGAAGAAACAGAAAAAGAAAGUGAAAAAAGAAAAUUAUGAUGACUAUGAUGAUGAAGAAUCGCAACAGAAAAAGAAGGCUAAGAAAUCAAAAUCUACUAAAAGCAUCAAGACUGAAGCUGAUGAUGGCCCGAGUCCCAACAAACGGAAGAAAAAAGAAAAUGAGGAACAGGAAGUCUGGAAAUGGUGGGAAGAAUCAAAAACGGACGAUGGUACUAAGUGGCAUUUUCUCGAACACAAAGGUCCCCUGUUUGCACCCCUAUAUGAACCGCUGCCAGAAAACGUUAAAUUUCGCUAUGACGGCAAAGUUGUGCGGCUGUCGCAGGACAGCGAAGAAGUGGCCGGCUUCUACGCCCGUAUGUUAGACCACGACUACACCACUAAAACUGUAUUCAAUACGAACUUUUUCAAUGAUUGGCGCAAGGUCAUGACAAAUGAUGAAGCGAAAUUAAUCAAAGAUCUCUCAAAAUGCGACUUUAAAGAAAUGCAAGCAUAUUUCCAAAGUGUGUCAGAAAAGAAUAAGAAUCGGAGUAAAGAAGAGAAAGCAGCACUCAAAGCAAAGAAUGAAGAGAUCCAAAAGGAAUAUGGUUUUUGUACUAUUGAUGGACAUAAAGAAAAAAUUGGUAAUUUUAGAAUAGAACCUCCCGGCCUCUUUAGGGGUAGAGGUGAACAUCCCAAGAUGGGAAUGUUGAAGAGGCGUGUGAUGCCUGAAGACGUCAUUAUCAACUGUUCAAAAGACAGCAAGAUACCCAAACCACCGGCUGGUCACAAAUGGAAGGAAGUCAGACAUGACAAUACUGUAACAUGGUUGGCUUCAUGGACGGAAAAUGUUCAACAGCAAGCCAAGUAUGUCAUGUUAAAUCCCAGCUCAAAAUUGAAGGGCGAAAAGGAUUGGCAGAAAUAUGAAACUGCAAGAAACCUGCACAAAUGUAUCGAUAAAAUAAGAGAGACAUAUAAGUCAGAUUGGAAAGCUAAAGAGAUGCGCGUCCGUCAACGUGCCGUAGCUCUGUAUUUCAUUGAUAGACUGGCUUUGAGAGCCGGUAAUGAGAAGGAUGAUGACCAGGCUGAUACAGUCGGUUGCUGUUCCCUCCGCGUCGAGCAUAUUGAAUUGCACAAAGAGAAAGAUGGAAAGGAAUUUGUGGUUGUGUUUGAUUUUCUUGGUAAAGACUCUAUUAGAUAUUACAAUGAGGUGCCAGUAGAAAAACGUGUUUUUAAGAAUCUCGAGAUUUUCAUGGAAAAUAAAAAGGAUAGUGAUGAUCUGUUUGACAGAUUGAACACACAGACUCUGAAUGAACAUUUGAAAGAAUUGAUGCCAGGGCUGACGGCUAAAGUUUUCCGUACCUACAACGCGUCCAUAACAUUACAAAGACAACUGGAAGAGCUCACUGACCCUGAUGCAACUAUUCCUGAGAAAAUAUUAGCUUAUAACAGAGCAAAUCGAGCUGUUGCGAUACUUUGUAACCAUCAGCGUGCAGUCCCCAAAGGUCAUUCAAAGUCAAUGGAAGCAUUGAAAGAAAAAAUUCAAGCUAAAAGAGACCAGGUUGAUGAGGCUGAAGCUGAUUAUAGAGAUGCAGCGAAGGCGGCUAAACGAGGCUCGGUGAAAGAAAAGUUAGCUUGUGACAAGAAGAAGAAGGCGCUCGAGCGGUUAAAGGAGCAACUAAAGAAAUUGGAGCUUCAAGAAACAGAUCGUGAUGAAAACAAAACAAUAGCCCUCGGAACCUCCAAACUCAACUAUCUUGAUCCAAGGAUCUCAGUCAGCUGGUGCAAGAAACACGGUGUACCAAUCGAAAAAAUAUACAAUAAAACACAACGUGAUAAAUUCCGAUGGGCGAUUGAUAUGGCCGGGCCCGACUACAUUUUCUAG